UAGAGAAAGAUUCUAUCAUUUCAGUAGGUUGAAUUAGUACAAGAAAGUAUUGUUUCCACUGGUCACACUGCUACCACUUGUCAAACGUCACUCGCCAGCCGUCAUUUGUUUUUUGACGUGUACACACGUACGAAAACGAGCGGUGUUUGUUGUGAUUUUUUAAAGAAUAAAAUCGUAACAUUUCAAUUAUUUUAAUUGAAAACUAUACGCUUAUCAACGGUAGAAGUAUUAAUUACUUGGUUUAUUUGAGUCUUCUCGUUAGAACUUGUUCCUGAAUGUGAUUAAACGAUUACGUGGAGUGAAAUAAUUUGGUAGUGAAAUACUCGGUUUGGAUUCUUCUUAGUGAUGUUGCUUGUUUACUUAUGCGUCUAUCAGUUAAUGGGAGUAUAUACAAUGGGAACAUGGAUAAGAUAAAUGCUACAUAACACAGAUUUUCUCACACAACAGUCUGUCAAGUUGUGAUACAAAAUGCGUGUGAACAUUAAGAAAAUAACGUUAAUUGCCUGCUCACUGGUGUUCCUAUGGCUGUUAUUGUCAUAUUUCUCGGUGCUAGAGGUCCCGAAGACCGUUGGCCCAAAGCAUGCAGCCAUAGAAAUAGAAAAUAGGAUAUUAAAACUACAAAAGCAGAUGGAUGAGCAAAUAGCUGACAGUAAUAAACUGUUGGAGAAAGUAAAAAAGCAUUUAAAUAAGAAUGAUGUCGUCAAAGUUGAUGAAUUUGAAGAAACUGAGCCUGAAAUAGAGAGUGUACAAAGUAGCGAUCAGCUAAUACUGCCUGUAUUGGUGAUAGCCUGCGACAGGGUAACAGUCAAACGAUGUCUGGACAACCUCGUAAAGUUUCGACCGAGCAAGGAGACCUUCCCUAUUAUUGUGAGCCAGGAUUGCGGCCACAACGCAACCUACGAAGUUAUAAAGAGCUUCACCGAGCUCGACUCCUCAAUCUCGGUGGUCAGACAGCCUGACCUCUCGGAGAUCGCGCUGCCGAGGGUCAAGGUCAAGUUCAGGGGUUACUACAAGAUCGCCCGCCAUUAUAAGUUCGCUCUGAACCAUGUGUUCGAGACUUUGGGACAUGAGGCUGUCAUCAUUGUUGAAGAUGAUCUUGACAUAUCGCCCGACUUCUUCGAAUACUUCCUGGGCACGUAUCCUUUACUACUCAAGGAUAAAACUCUGUGGUGCAUAUCAGCGUGGAACGACAACGGUAAGAAAGAGGUGAUCGACAUGUCCCACCCGGAACUGUUGCACCGCACCGACUUCUUCCCCGGGCUGGGCUGGGUGCUGCGCAGAGAGACCUGGACAAAACUCGAGCCCAAGUGGCCAGCCGCUUUCUUCGACGACUGGCUACGUAACCCGGUCAAUAUAGACAGGAAGGCGUGCAUACGACCAGAAGUUUCCAGGACUUAUUCCUUUGGAAAGGUGGGCGUCAGUAAAGGCCUGUUCUUCGACAUACAUUUAAGAAACAUUCAACUAAAUAUGGAGUACGUCGAGUUCACGAAACUGAAUCUCACUUAUUUGUAUAAGGAGCAAUACGACUCGUCGCUGUCGGCGCAGGUGUACUCCCUGCCCGUGAUGUCGGCGGAGCAGCUGAUGUCGGCGGCGCCCGCGUCCGCGCCCGUCACCGUGUUGUACUCCAACGCCAAGACCUACCAGCGCGCCGCCAAGAGGCUGGGACUCAUGGACGACUUCCGAAGUGGGGUCCCCCGUACCGCUUACCGCGGCAUAGUGACGUGCUUCGUCCGCGGCCGCCGCGUCUACCUCGCGCCAGAUUUCGAAUGGACCAAGUACGACAGCACGUGGGGGUAACACACACACAACAUCGGAUAUAACGUACGAAUCGUCUAAAGGUAAUGUAAAGUCCACGUUUAAAGACCCCCAUAUCGGGUAUAGGUACGUUUUUUGACCCCAUAUGGGGUGAAGUUUUGUCUAAUUUGUUUGGGUUAGAUUUUGACCCCAUGUGAGUUGGUCCUGUCUUUUGAUACCAUGUGGGGUUAAAUUUUUUUUUUUGACUCGAUGUGGGGAAACUUACGUCUGUUUAUCCUAAGUGUAAAACAAGUAUUGUCUUGAGAAAAAAAUAUAUAAAAGGGGGCUUGUAAUUGCCCCCGUCUCGAUAGACGGAGAUGUUACUAUUUUUAUAACACCUGACCUCAACAGUCAGUAAUUAUGGGGUCUUAUAACCUAAUUGAGGUUGAUGUAGACCUCAUUUCAACCUUAAUGAUCUUUCGACUAACAAAAUGUGGGUAAGAUAUGUUAAUAUAAAGUCAUUUAACCCACGGGAUUCGCAUUUAUUGUUUACCAAGUCCAAGACAUUUAGUGAUGUCCAAUCGUUAUUAUUUAAUUUAGACCAAUUGGGUUGCCUGGCUCAUGAAAUAAUUUAUAUGAUAUAUAAUUAGAAGAACUUGGAAGGUUAUAUUGUUUUAAUCGUAUUAAAAAAGGCGAAAGAACUCAAUUCUUAAAUAGUUUUUUUUAUCGAUGCUCAAAUACAAUAAUUUCCUGGACAACAUAAAAAUAGCAGUACAAUAUGAAAACCAAAUAAAUAAUAAAUUGACUGACAAAGUUUCGCUCAUGAAAAACGCUUUCGCAUACAAAACUUAAUAACUAAGAUUAUUUGAUUAAAACACAAGAUGAUUUGGGGUCAUUUGAAUUCACGUUGAAUCCUAUAACCCCUGAAAUAUUUCGAUGUAAAAUAACUAAAACAAAAAUGAUACAUUGCUUCUUUUAAUAAGACUUAUAGGUGCCCGUUGCCACAAUUCGCCAAAAAAUGCCAUUGUCCUGUGGAGUCCAAACUCCCUGCUGGGGUCAAUGGGAUAAAAGUCUUAGUCAAAUGACCCCAAGAAACUGAUCAUACGAUUAUAACGAGGACACUGUGAGCUACCAA
Molecule: messenger RNA, 2869 nt
Organism: Trichoplusia ni (cabbage looper)
Lineage: Eukaryota; Metazoa; Arthropoda; Insecta; Lepidoptera; Noctuidae
Gene: gly
Product: alpha-1,3-mannosyl-glycoprotein 2-beta-N-acetylglucosaminyltransferase
Exons: 9
Coding region: 469-1797 (442 amino acids)
Biological process (GO): protein N-linked glycosylation
Cellular component (GO): Golgi apparatus
Molecular function (GO): alpha-1,3-mannosylglycoprotein 2-beta-N-acetylglucosaminyltransferase activity
Source: RefSeq, a predicted model, not a curated record